AUGCUGCGCCCGCUCCUCACGUCGACGGUCUUCGCCCUGAGCCGCGCGCUGGCGCCGCAGCGCCGGGCGCUCACCAAUGCUGCCAAAAACCAGCGCCGCCAGGCGUCAAGAAUGCCGGAAUCCGAGCCCGGCCUCAUCUGGGCGACGGGCACGGGCGAGCCCAUCAGCUGCAAGGCGGCAGUGGCCUUUGGUGUGGACGACCUGAGACCGACAGACAUCGUCGUGGCUGCGCCCAAGGCCGGCGAGGUGCGCCUCAAGGUCGUGGCGAACGCGCUCUGCCACACGGACAUUUACACGCUCGAGGGCAGCGACCCGGAGGGUCUGUUUCCCUCGAUCCUCGGCCACGAGGCGGGCGCGAUUGUGGAAAGUGUGGGCGAGGGCGUGACGUCGGUCAAACCGGGCGACAAGGUGAUUCCCUGCUACACGCCGCAGUGCCGCGAGGCCGACUGCAUCUUCUGCGCGUCGCCGAAGACGAACUUGUGUCCCAAGAUCCGGGGCACCCAGGGCCAGGGUACCAUGCCCGACGGCACGACGCGCUUCAAGGCCGCGGACGGCACGCCGCUCGCGCACUUCAUGGGCUGUUCCACGUUUGCGGAAUACACGGUCGUGUCGGAGAUCUCCUGCGCGAAGAUCUCGGACGACGCCGACCUGGAGACGGUGUGCAUGCUCGGCUGCGGCGUCGCGACGGGCUGGGGCGCGGCCUGGAAGACGGCGAACGUCGAGGAGGGGGCGUCCGUGGCGGUCUUCGGGUGCGGCGCCGUGGGCCUCGCCGUGAUCCAGGCCGCGAAGAUCCGCGGCGCGCGGCGCAUUUUUGCGAUUGACGUCAACGACGACAAGAAGGCCGUCGCGGAGGAGUUCGGCGCCACGGACUUCCUGAACCCGACGGACGAGGACACGCCGAUCCAGCAAAGAUUAGUUGCAGAAACGCAGUGGGGCGUGGACUACACCUUCGACUGCACGGGCAACGUCGAGGUCAUGCGGGCGGCGCUCGAGGCGGCGCACCGCGGGUGGGGCGUUUCCGUGGUCAUCGGCGUCGCCGCGGCGGGCAAGGAGAUCGCGACGCGGCCGUUCCAGCUCGUGACGGGCCGGACGUGGAAGGGCACGGCCUUCGGCGGCUUCAAGAGCCGCGACGAGGUCCCGCCGCUCGUCGACCAGGUGCUCAACGGCGAGCUGCCCAUCGACGCGUACGUGACGCACCGGCUCUCGGGCGUCGAGAACACGCUCGGCGCCGUCGACGCGCUCCACGGCGGCGACUGCCUGCGCGCGGUCGUCUCGUACUGAGUGCUCGAUACGACUCCCGUCGACGCCGCGGCGGGGCUAUUUAAUACUGUGGUGGAUUUGUUGGUUUCGUUGCUAGUGUCUUACAGCACGCUAGAUAGCUUGGCAAAGCUUGCUGCUUUUGGCCAUCACACACAGCGAUACCGUCUCGCUGUACACCCAGCGUCGUUAUUUCAAGGGCUUGGACGGUGCCAGUCGAGCUCAACGCGAAACGCCGGCCGCCGCCCGCCCCAAAAGCCACCAGCACCGCCUGCACAAAAACACGCUCUCCCGCGGCGCCGGAGCGGUGGGGAGGCGGCCUAUAGGGCAACAAAGAAGAACCACACACAAAGUCAGCACGCUGCGCGCUUUACCACGCGCACGCGGGCGUUACUGGUGUGGGAGACGACCAGGCGGAGCAUUUGUCAAGGGGUUCUCCCGCGACCCGCACCGCCGCGGCGCCGCGGCGAGAGUUGGGUACUCGCGUUUUACUCCCACGGUCCCCGUAGAGUCGCGGCGCGCAGGUCGGGCAUGUUCGCGAACCUCGCGGCGAAGGCCUCGAAGGGUGUCGUCGGCGCGCGCGUGAAGAGCUGGUCGCUCUACGGCUGGAGCCUGAAGCCGUGGCUCAUCCCCCUCGCGGGUAUCGCGGGCUGGUGCGUCUACCCCGCGCUCACGCCGGAAUUCAAGGGAGACAUCAAGCGCCGCAUCACGGAUGAGGACGACUAGGGUCUUGUUGUUGCUCGCGAGUGCGCAUGCGCUCCAGGCGCCCCGUGUCAGGCAACGGACAUGUCUGAAGGCGACGCAAACGAAUGAUGAACCAGCCACGCGCAAGGCCGUCGCCGCCGUCGCCGGGAUCGGCGUCGCCGAGACGGCGUACCUCACCUAUUCGAAGCUGACCGGCGUACAAGGCCUCUGCGCGAGCGGCUGCGGCAGCGUCUUGGAAGGUCCCUACGCGCAGCUGCCCGGCGGCGUACCACUAGCUGCGGUGGGUUUACUCGCGUACGCUGCUGUAUUAUUCCUCGCGCUGGGUGAUGUGGACAAGACGCGGAAGCCGCUAGUAGCUCUAACAAGCGCCAUGGCCGCGGCGUCGGUGUGCCUCGUGGGUUUAUUGUUAUUUUGGCUCAACCAGACGUGCGUCCUGUGCUUUGGGUCUGCUACUUUAUGUUUUACGAACGCGUGGCUCCUGCGGAGCGAAAAGGGAUCGCGGACGCCGUUUAUCGCGGCUACCGUGUUGGCCGCUCUGGUGCAGUUUAGUACGGUGGCCGGCAACGUCGCGCUCAAGGAAGCUCGCAUGAUCGUCCAGCCGGCCGUCGCCGCCGAGACAACAACUCCAAAGCAACUCUUCUCGCCGCCGCCCGUGAAGACGGCGACAACCCCUAAAGCCGCGGCCCUGGCGAAGCAUCUGUCAGCCAAGGGCGCGCGCAUGUACGGCGCCUACUGGUGCUCGCACUGCUUCGACCAGAAGUCGGCCUUCGGCUCGAAGGCCGUCGAGGACAUCGACUACGUCGAGUGCGCCGCCGACGGCGUCGACUCGCAGCGCGCCAAGUGCGACCGGCGCGGCGUCAAGGGCUACCCGACGUGGGACAUCGGCGGCGAGCUCUACCCGGGCGAGAAGUCGCUCGACGAGCUCGCGGAGCUGUCCGGGUUCAAGGGCUAG
Molecule: messenger RNA, 2914 nt
Organism: Pelagomonas calceolata
Lineage: Eukaryota; Pelagophyceae; Pelagomonadales; Pelagomonadaceae
Source: the annotation of a GenBank genome assembly